AUGCUUAAUGAGACUAUUAUAAGUAUCUGCAUGCUUGCUAUUAGGCAAUUCAAGGAUCACUUACCUCUUGAUGGACUAACUCAUGUUAAACGUAUUCGAAAGGAUGAACAUGGUAACUACGCCAUCAUCGUAUGCCUACGCAAACACUUGAGUGAUAUUUCGGAAUUAGCAAUGCAAGAAUGGAUAAAAAACCAGCCUAUUUCUUGGGAAUAUUUAGGCAAUCUUUAUAUAGUUCAAGUUGCCGCUACCUCAGCAUUAACGAGAAAACAAUUUGAGGUGGCUUCCAAAUAUUGGCCUAUCUCAUUCUAUGAAGACAAAAGAAUUUCAACUGCUAUUGAGGGAAAGUUAUUUAAUCAGGAAGUGAUUCAAAAUAUUUAUAAUAACAUGGAUAUAGCUAUAUCUACGGCUUUAGAGAAUUCCAUGUUCAAAAUUGGUGCAGUUAUGGUUGAUCCAGAAAGUAAUAAGGUUCUAGCGAAAGCUUCUGAUGGCCGGUCCAGAAAUGUUGAUAGCUCCUUAUUAAAGCAUGCCGUAAUGACAUGUAUUGAUGAUAUUGGUAAAAUGCAUGUAGCUGUAGAAAAUACCAAUAAUUCUUCUAAAUUGCCUAAUGAAGAAUCUAACAAUCAACGUGGUUAUCUUUGUACUGGAUAUGAUCUUUAUGUUACGAAGGAGCCUUGUGUCAUGUGUGCCAUGGCUUUGGUACAUUCAAGAAUUAAGCGAGUAUUCUAUGCAGUAGAAGAUAAAGAGUAUGGGGCCCUCGGUAGUCGAUACAAAAUUCAUGUCCACGAGGGUUUAAAUCAUCAUUUUGAAGUAUUUAAGAAUAUCUAUCGGGACAGAUGCUUGCAGCUUCAAUAA
This is a messenger RNA of Trichoplax adhaerens, 852 nucleotides long. RefSeq lists its product as uncharacterized. Lineage: Eukaryota; Metazoa; Placozoa; Uniplacotomia; Trichoplacea; Trichoplacidae. Gene Ontology annotation, biological process: tRNA wobble adenosine to inosine editing. Gene Ontology annotation, molecular function: tRNA-specific adenosine-34 deaminase activity. The record is from RefSeq and is a predicted model, not a curated record. The transcript is spliced from 6 exons. Gene Ontology annotation, cellular component: cytoplasm; nucleus. The coding region runs from base 1 to 852 and encodes 283 amino acids.